GUUGUACAACAUCGUAGACGACGUGCUAAAGCAUUGAUUGAUUUUGAACGCUUUGAAGUUGAUGAACUGGAAUUUCAUAAGAAUGAUAUCUUAACGGUUAUUAAUUCAGAUGACGAACAUUGUUGGAUUGGUGAAUUAAAUGGUCGGCGAGGUUGGUUUCCUGCCAAGUUUGUUGAAUUGUUAGAUGAACGGGGAAAAAAUUAUUCUCCAGCUGGUGAUGAUGGUGUAGACAAAUUGAUUGUUGGCCUUAUUCGUGGAAGCCUGUGUCAUUCACUUGGAGCUGUAUUUUCACAUGGACUGAAGCGACCACGUCUUCUCGGUGAUGCUGGAUGUCAUCCUUGGCAUUUUAUUGAAGAAGCUUCAGCUAAGGAAGUAGAAAGAGAUUUCUCUUCUGUCUACUCGCGUUUAGUAUUAUGUAAAACCUUCCGAUUGGACGAAGAAGGUAAAGUCCUUAGUCCGGAAGAAGUAUUGUAUAGGACAAUACAUAGUAUAAACAUGUCUCACGAUUUGGCUAAUGCUCAUAUGGAUAUCAAAUUUCGUUCCCUGAUCUGUUCGGGUUUAAAUGAACAACUACUACAUUUAUGGUUCGAAAUUCUGUGUUCAUCAGUUAAAGUAGUUAGCAAAUGGUAUCAUCCUUGGUCAUAUCUUCGCAGUCCUGGAUGGGUUCAAAUUAAAUGUGAAUUACGUGUGCUUAGCCAGUUCGCCUUUCAUUUAUCACCAACAUAUGAAUUGAACAGUCUUCAAAAUAUUAAUCAAAUUCGACAAAAUGGUUUCAUGGGAUCUAAAUUAUUUGCCUCAUCAUCUGAUAGUUUACCGCGUCGUAUCAAUAAAUCCGGCUCAAAAGUAAUAUCUACAAUGGGCAAUGUAUUAGAAUUGCAUAAAGUUAAACCCCUGCAACGUUUAAUGACUGCUUCGUCUGUUAUCGAUCCUAUGAACGAUCCUCCAUCUCUGUCUUUAUCGUCGAUUCUAAUACCGAACGAUGAGAAUUUAAAUGAAACUGAUAGUAAUAUGACGACAGCCACAACAGAGACAACCGGAGAUAUGCUAGUUAAAUAUCACCUCUUCAGCUGGGAAUUGUGA
Messenger RNA from Schistosoma turkestanicum, 1080 nucleotides. NCBI's taxonomy places the organism in Eukaryota, Metazoa, Platyhelminthes, Trematoda, Strigeidida, Schistosomatidae. The record is from the annotation of a GenBank genome assembly.